This is a messenger RNA of Kwoniella botswanensis, 291 nucleotides long. RefSeq lists its product as uncharacterized. NCBI's taxonomy places the organism in Eukaryota, Fungi, Basidiomycota, Tremellomycetes, Tremellales, Cryptococcaceae. The transcript has 2 exons. Bases 1 to 291 code for a protein of 96 amino acids. The record is from RefSeq and is a predicted model, not a curated record.
AUGGUGUUCAUCGUAGACCUAACAUUGUUAGAUGGACCAGUGAGACCCACUUCAGCACCUCUGGUCUAUCUCAAGCGCAAACGACUGUCCAAUACCAUAAAUGAAGAAGCAGGUCCGGCGAGUGCAAGUGUCAAUGGCGGGAAAGAGCAAGAUAUCAAGCCUCAUUUGCGAGAUGAACAGUUUCAAUAUCUCGAGGAUCGAAUCAAGCGACUUACUUCCCGACUGAACUCCGCUCGGAAUGGAGAAGGAGAUGAGGUGGUGGAUCUGACUAACGACAGCGAUGGAGACUAG